UUAUUAUUACUAUUCUUAUUUUUAGCGACAGCUCUCAAACCUACUUUGGGGUCUUAAAACGAAACCGUACACCAUUUCACUGUGGACAUUACACCCUCUUACAGAUAUGGGAGACAUGGGAGACCCACCAAAAAAAAAACGUCUGAUUUCCCUAUGUGUCGGUUGCGGCAAUCAAAUUCACGAUCAGUAUAUUCUGAGGGUUUCUCCGGAUUUGGAAUGGCAUGCGGCGUGUUUGAAGUGUGCAGAGUGUAAUCAGUAUUUGGACGAGACCUGUACGUGCUUUGUUAGGGAUGGCAAAACCUACUGUAAAAGAGAUUAUAUCAGCAAGGACUUCUCAGAGAAGCACCCGGUGGGAGACGAGAGAGUGUGCAGUUCGACACCUGAGUGGGAGCAUUUUCUUACGUUUAUCUACUGGUGGUUGAACGGUCGUCUGCUCCUCCAUGGGAGGCGAGAAUCCUGCCACCCACUCCAGAAAGUCAUAAUUUGCUUUGUGGGCUGUCAGCGAGAGAUUGCCCUCCCAUUCCUACCGGAGUGCUUGAGCCCCGGCUCAAGGUGGGAGCGUCAGGAGGAGGAGAGACGGGGCAGGGACGCUGAGAGGGUUCAUCACCCGCCCCCGCCCCCCACCUUCCCCUGUCCCACCAGCUUAGAGUCAUCGUCUCUGCAGACUCCCUGCUUCCUACUCAUGGGGAUCCUGUUCCUCCCUUCCCCUUCCCUUACAGCAGAACCUAUCUCUGCCAGACAGCCAGCUCUGCGGCCCCACGUCCACAAGCAGCCCGAGAAGACCACCCGAGUCCGGACUGUCCUUAAUGAAAAACAGCUUCACACCUUGAGGACCUGCUAUGCUGCCAACCCCAGACCUGACGCCCUCAUGAAAGAGCAGCUAGUAGAAAUGACUGGCCUCAGCCCGAGGGUCAUCCGGGUUUGGUUUCAAAACAAGCGAUGCAAGGACAAAAAAAGGAGCAUUAUGAUGAAGCAACUUCAGCAGCAGCAACCCAAUGACAAAACUAAUAUCCAAGGGAUGACAGGAACUCCAAUGGUGGCUGCUAGUCCGGAGAGACAUGACGGCGGUUUGCAGGCGAACCCCGUGGAGGUGCAGAGUUACCAGCCGCCCUGGAAAGUACUGAGUGACUUCGCAUUGCAGAGUGACAUAGACCAACCUGCUUUUCAGCAACUAGUUAAUUUUUCAGAAGGAGGACCUGGUUCCAAUUCUACUGGAAGUGAAGUAGCAUCAAUGUCCUCACAGCUGCCAGAUACACCCAACAGCAUGGUAGCCAGUCCUAUUGAGGCAUGAGGAACAUUCAUUCAAAUAUCUGUUGUUGUUUCUGCCCUUACCCUCACCCCUGUUGAAGAGAGUGGCAAAGUGAACGUGUUGGGACUUCGAAAUUUAGGGGGAAAGAAUAUUUAACAACUCUGUAACGAACCUAGCAAGAAACUGCUCCAUGAGAUGAACGGAGUCAUAUUUGAAAAGACAAGGUAAUAUGGUAGCAACACUGUGAAGACAAUCAUGGGAUCUUACUAGAAAAAAAAAUACUUAAAAGAACCGCAAACCCUGCGCUUUUCAAAGAUCAGAGGAGUAUCGAAAAGACGUUUUCCAAAUAUAAAGGAUUUGUACUCGUGGAUC
This is a messenger RNA of Cyanistes caeruleus (blue tit), 1621 nucleotides long. Lineage: Eukaryota; Metazoa; Chordata; Aves; Passeriformes; Paridae. The record is from RefSeq and is a predicted model, not a curated record.